CUUGUCCCCACUUCCGAUGUAAAUUAGCUUUCCUCUUUCUUUCUUUUGUCCACUUCUGCCUUAUGGGAUCGGAGAUGCUGAGAGAGAGGGAGAGAGACAGGCAGACAGUUACAGAGGGGGGAAAAAAACAAAACCAUUUUAGGCUCCUCUCUCUUGUCCCCUCUAAAACCGCGAGACCAGGAUUUCAAUAUUUCUCUAUCAUGUGUUCUUAGUCCAUAGAAACAACAAACAAUGAAGCUUCUUCUAAUCUCUGUUUUGCUCUUUUACUGUCUUCGUAAACCCAUUUGGGUUGGUGCCACACCGGACACUCUUGUUCCAUCCGUUUCAGCUUCUGUUUCCUCCCCAGCAGUCUCACCCGUUUCUUCAAUUUCCACAUCAAUGGCUGCUUUCUCCCCAGGAAUUGAGGUGGGAAUUGACGACGAUCAUGUGGAUGCACACAAGAAAAUGUUAAUUGCGCUCGUCGUUGCUUGCACUGCUCUUGCUGCAGGCAUUUUGUCUUUGUUAUGCUUGUGGAUAUAUCGCAGGAAGUUCUCACGCAAGCCUCACAGAAGAAGUGCUCGGAGCUCAGAUGCUGAGAAGGGACUUGCUUUACCUCCGUUUUUGACUAAAUUUAGCUCCGUAACAAUUGUUGGCAAGAGAGGAUCUGUUCCAUUGAUUGACUAUAAGCUUCUAGAAAAGGCAACGGACAAUUUCCGGGAUAGUAAUAUCUUGGGAGAGGGCGGAUUUGGAUGUGUUUACAAGGCUCAGUUGGAUGAUACCUUGAAUGUUGCCGUCAAGAAGCUUAACUGUGAAAGUCAGGACGCCGAGAGGGAAUUCGAGAACGAGAUUGAUUUGUUAAGUAAAAUUCAACAUCCAAAUGUAAUUUCCUUACUGGGUUGCUGUAUUCAUUGCGAUACAAGAUUUAUUGUCUAUGAAUUGAUGCAAAAUGGAUCUUUGGAAAUUCAGUUGCAUGGACCUUCUCAUGGUUUGGCAUUAACUUGGCACAUGCGGAUGAAAAUAGCUCUUGAUACGGCAAGAGGAUUAGAAUAUCUGCAUGAGCACUGCAAUCCGCCGGUGAUCCAUAGAGAUCUGAAAUCAUCUAAUAUACUUUUGGACUCCAACUUCAAUGCUAAGCUUUCGGAUUUUGGUCUUGCUGUAACUGAUGUGGCCCAAAACGAGAACAUCAAGCUUUCAGGCACUUUGGGUUACGUAGCCCCGGAAUAUCUUUUAGACGGUAAAUUGACGGAUAAGAGUGAUGUCUAUGCUUUUGGAGUUGUGCUUCUAGAACUUCUGUUAGGAAGAAGGCCCGUGGAAAAACUGGCACCAGCUCAGUGCCAAUCUAUUGUCACAUGGGCCAUGCCCCAGCUCACAGACAGAUCUAAACUCCCAAACAUUGUGGAUCCUGUGAUCAAAGAUACAAUGGAUCUGAAACAUUUAUACCAGGUCGCUGCUGUAGCUGUAUUAUGUGUGCAACCAGAACCAAGCUACCGGCCACUAAUAACAGAUGUCUUGCACUCUCUCGUUCCUCUCGUCCCCGUUGAACUUGGUGGCACACUAAGAGUUGCACAAGCAACACGACCAGCACCUCCUGCUGAUUUGGCGGUAAUGCCUUCUGGUCACUGAUACAGAGCGACCGUAUGUUUGUUCAAGUAAUGCCCAUGCAUUAUCGCUGGUGUCCUCCAUUGCGUAUCCACGUCAAUUAGGUUGCUCUGCUUACAAGUACUUGGUGGUUUCUCAAAGAAUGGAAGUCAAUGGUCUGAUGGUGAAGGGAAGUUUGGCCUGGCUGGAGUGGAAGUACUAUCUCACCAUUUUAGAUUUCGUGUUUUUGAAAGUUACUUGUGCAUACGAGUCUAUUUUUAACCCAUUUUCUCACCAUUUUCUGGUUACGGAUUAGCGAAAUUUGCUAGUUGUAUUAUCUCUGGAGCUCCGUUUUCUUUCAUGCGAAUAUUGCAAGAAUGUAAAACUCUUCUUUUUCUUUCAAUAUUGCUACAAGUGUAGAUAUAAAAGCUACAAGUUUUUGCUC
This is a messenger RNA of Juglans microcarpa x Juglans regia, 2002 nucleotides long. RefSeq names its product probable receptor-like protein kinase At1g80640. The transcript has 11 exons. Gene Ontology annotation, molecular function: protein kinase activity; ATP binding. The record is from RefSeq and is a predicted model, not a curated record. The coding region runs from base 232 to 1602 and encodes 456 amino acids. Lineage: Eukaryota; Viridiplantae; Streptophyta; Magnoliopsida; Fagales; Juglandaceae. Gene Ontology annotation, biological process: protein phosphorylation.